Molecule: messenger RNA, 1221 nt
Organism: Dictyostelium purpureum
Lineage: Eukaryota; Evosea; Eumycetozoa; Dictyosteliales; Dictyosteliaceae
Exons: 2
Coding region: 1-1221 (406 amino acids)
Source: RefSeq, a predicted model, not a curated record
AUGGAUGAAGCAAUGCAACCAAAUUUACCAGUAUAUCUCCAAAAAUAUAUAUUAAAUCUUUUAUGCACCCAUAUCCAUUACUACAGUAAAUCUAUAGACCCUUUAACAGUUGGUUAUACAUACAGAGACAAAGAAAAUGAAAUUAAAAGUUAUAUGAUCAAUGUUGGAUUGGUAUCAAAGUUAUUUUUUAAAAUAAUUUCAGGAACACAUGUUUGUAUUGAUCUUAAUCAUUUAAAUUUAGAUUCCUUUAAUAAAUAUAAAAUUAAAAAAAUAAAUAAUAAUAAUAAUAAUAGUAGCAAAAUAAUAAAGAUAGAGAAUAUUGAAGUCUUAAAGUUACAUUAUGACCAAACAAUGAAAAGUUUUUACAGAAAAACAUUUAAGCAUGGAAGAGUUUUAGAUAUCAGUAUACCAAUAGAAACAAUAAAUGAGCAAAUAAAGCAAAUGAAAUCGCUUAAAAAGAUAGUUUUAAGAAAUGUAAAUACAAUUAAGCAUACAUUGAAAUUCCUUGAUGAAUUAGUUAUACCUCCAGAAUUAAAUAUCGAGCAAAUUAAAGUUUUAGAAUUUAGAAUUUCACAAAAAACAACAAAAGCCAUAGUAGAGAAUCUUUAUUUUAAGGUAAAGAAAUUACAUACAAUAGUUUUAGAGGAGUAUGAGGAAGAGGAAUUAUUGUUUCAAAUUUUCAAAUAUUGGUUUCAUUCAAUCAAGCAAUUUUUUAAAAUUUCAGAUUGUUCAUUUCCAAUCAUCAAAUUUUCGGGUAAUAUAUUAAGUGGUGAAGAAAUAAUUGAAAAUAGAAAUCCAAGUGGCAUUGAAAGAGGUAACAGUAUCAACUAUUUGCAAAAUAUAGUAUAUUAUCAUUUUCAAGAUUCAGGUAUUUCACUAAAGGAAUUGUAUUGUAUUUUAAAGGCAUCACCUAAUUUACAGUUUUUAUCAAUUCAAAUUUGCCUUGAAAGAUUAGAUUAUUUAUUUUCCGGUCAAAUUGAUAGAGAUAGGUUAAAGUGUAAAUGCAGAUCUAUAUUUUACGACAAUGAUCAAGCAACUAUUGAAGUUUAUAUGGAUGAAAGAGGUAUCUCAGCAAAUCAAGAGGAUGUCAUCCAAGAAUACCACCGAAAUACAGUUGAGGAGGCACUUCAUUUUUGGAAAUUAAUAAAGAAAUUAGAUAAUUUUUCAAAAUUAAAGAUGGUAGGAAUUAGCCAUUCGUGCACGUUAAUGUUCCUAUUCUAG